This is a messenger RNA of Galendromus occidentalis (western predatory mite), 774 nucleotides long. RefSeq lists its product as uncharacterized. Lineage: Eukaryota; Metazoa; Arthropoda; Arachnida; Mesostigmata; Phytoseiidae. The transcript has a single exon. The coding region runs from base 1 to 774 and encodes 257 amino acids. The record is from RefSeq and is a predicted model, not a curated record.
AUGGAGAAAGGUCUACAGGAGAUCCUUGACUCGAUGUCGAAUGCGAUCAAACUCCUAGCAGAGAACCAAGCGGCUAAAGAGACAAGCAACUCUUCGGCACUGCAGAACGCCACCUCACUCUUAGGCACCUUUGACUACAGACCGGAAGCCGACCAGACAUUCCAGAGAUGGUUCGCUCGACAUCAAACCAUCCUCGAAGAAUCAACGUCUUCCGAUAAGUUGAGGGUUCAGCUUUUACUGAAAGCUCUAGGAUCCAGUGAAUAUGGGCGGCUACGCAACAGACUUUCUCCUUUGGCACCGGAAGCCAAAUCAUAUCCAGAAUUGGUUAGAGCGUGUGAGGAGUCUUUCGGACCCACGAAGUCACUCUUCCGCCGACGUUACGAGACCCUUGGAGGACGGGCUCCCCCUGGCACCUCAGCGGAAGAUAUCAUGGAUUGGGCAAACAUCAAGGGCGACGAGUUCGAGCUAUCGAACCUAAAAGCCGAUACAUUCAAGCUAUUUUUAGCUCUGAUUUAUGCCUCCGAUUCGUCGUUCAAAAACUUCCGCGCAGUGAUUCUCAAGACUCUCGAAGACAAACCAGAACAAUCUCUCUCUGACGUUCGCGAGGUUUUGAGACGCUUUGAAAUCCGCACGCAGGAUUCUGCGUUGGAUGCGGAAGUGUCCCAUACGAACGUGAACCGAAUCACGCAUACCCAAAGUUCCGACAGGAGCAGAUCAGGUCCUACGAGUGCCAGCUGUCGGAGCUGUGGGGGCCCACAUAAAAGGCAAAACUAG